AUGGCCAUACUAAACCAGCAAAGUCAGAUGUCUAUACCCGUGGCUUUGUCUGUCCCUGCUACCUCUGAAGGAAUUGUCAGGCUUUUGGAGCCGGCGACAAAUUCUGAUAUUGCAACAUUCCGCAUUCACCGGAUAUUGUUCUGUGCCCGAGGGCCCAGCGAAACUGCAGAGCGUCAGUGUUUCGCUUUCACCUGUAGUCAUGGUGACAGUGCCGAGAAUGCCAUCUUUCAGUGUCAUGUCUUUCGCUGUGAUAUCCCUGAAGCUGUACCAAAGAUCCUUUACUGUUUUGCCAACACUUUUCGGCGAGUACCAAAACCACAAAGAUUAUCCAAUAGUUCAAUAUCCAGCACAGAACUAGAUUUUACCUUUUCCGUUUCCUUGGACUUUCGUGAAGAUGAUGGGAAGGGAGGAUUUUUUGCUUGUCCCAAAGACAAAGAUGUGUUCAAAUUCAGAAUUAACACAGAGAAGAGACUGAUCAUUUCAGUCCAGCAAGCAGGACCACAUGAAAUAAAAAUAGAAAGAUGUUUUGGCCUGCUGAUAUCGCCAGGCAGAAACGUACAACACAGUGAUAUGCAGUUAAUUGAACUG
Candidula unifasciata is the source of this 588-nucleotide messenger RNA. The record is from the annotation of a GenBank genome assembly. Lineage: Eukaryota; Metazoa; Mollusca; Gastropoda; Stylommatophora; Geomitridae.